Cucurbita maxima (winter squash) is the source of this 546-nucleotide messenger RNA. RefSeq lists its product as uncharacterized. The record is from RefSeq and is a predicted model, not a curated record. Gene Ontology annotation, biological process: negative regulation of catalytic activity. The coding region runs from base 1 to 546 and encodes 181 amino acids. Gene Ontology annotation, molecular function: pectinesterase inhibitor activity. Lineage: Eukaryota; Viridiplantae; Streptophyta; Magnoliopsida; Cucurbitales; Cucurbitaceae. The transcript has 2 exons.
AUGUUUUUUGUCUUCUCUAAUGAUGUUCUUGUCUUGAUCGUCGUCUUCUUUAUUGUUCAAUCAAUAGUGGCUGAUAGUGAAACUGAGAAUAGGAUCAAUAACUUGUGCCAUCAAAUGGAGGAAUUCGGGUUUUGCAGUCAAACCUUCCAUGAGAACCUAAAUGGUCCGACAGACGAUGUAGAACUAACCCAAAUAGCAAUUUUCCAAGCUCAAGCCAAUACAAGCAAAACACUUCGGUAUAUUCAAGAGCUUCUACCAACAAUAACCGAUCCUGCAUUGAAGAAUAACCUUUUAGUAUGUGAAAAUGCAUACAAGACAGUAAAUGAAGCACUUCAAGAAGGAAUUGAAUUAUUCUUCAAAAAAGAUUAUAGAAGCAUGUUAAAUGUGGAGAAGAUUGCACCGAGAGCACAAGCGAGUUGCAACAUGAUUUUCAACACACCACCCGAGAAACAAGGUCUACUAGAGGAGAGGAACAGGGAGAUAAGAAUUCUGAUUGCCAUGGCUAUAGUUUCGGGCUACAUCAUGACCGGUUCUAGCUCUCUCUAA